Arachis duranensis is the source of this 579-nucleotide messenger RNA. RefSeq names its product protein MAIN-LIKE 1-like. NCBI's taxonomy places the organism in Eukaryota, Viridiplantae, Streptophyta, Magnoliopsida, Fabales, Fabaceae. Bases 1 to 579 code for a protein of 192 amino acids. The record is from RefSeq and is a predicted model, not a curated record. The transcript has 4 exons. Gene Ontology annotation, biological process: meristem development; meristem maintenance.
AUGGAACUCGAUGGUAGAAGACACUUUAUGAGCAUGAAAUUCUACCAUGUUUCUAGAAUUGGGGUGAUCAGAGAAUUUUACUAUUUGCUAUCUGCUUUGGUAGAAAAGUGGAGGCAGGAGACUCACAUUUUUGUAUUGCCGAUGGGCGAGGUUACCGUAACAUUGAAAGAUGUCGCUCAUAUAUUAUUUGGCCUACCCAUUGAUGGACAACUUGUGAGCGACUGGAUAGAUAGAAGUGAUAAGUCGAUGGUAUAUGCCCACGCGAAGUAUCUACCGUUGUUCCGCGAUUUUGACUGGAUCCACACUUACAAUUUGGGAUCAGCAUGCCUCGCGCAUCUUUACAGGGUACUAUUCCGUGUAUCACAGUAUUAUACUAAGGAGAUGGACAGCCCUCUUAAUCUUUUGUUUGUUUGGACAUGGAAGCGAAUGCCGUAUAUUGCACCCGAACAAAGACAGUACCUUCUAGUGGCUGACGUACCAGUUGCUUGGAGGUGGAGUCAUUCCGAACAAACCGUAGCGUGGUUAUCGAAGACCAUGGCGACAUUUAGGCAAGAAAUAGACUACAUGAAAGAGCUGUGA